AUGGCCUCUAUCGGCAAUAUUACCGCCGCUGCAGCGGCUGCGAGGGCAGACACAACCCUCGCACUAGCCAACUUCAAUUUCGAAAUCAGCCUGUUCACCAAACGAGUUAACCCGCCGGUCGAGUACGAAGGCGUCGGGCAGCAUCUAGCUAAGGCCCGCCUACAGGAGGCUCAAGACGGAUCGCAGCACACGACCGCGAGGAAGCUCGGGCUGCUCUUCAAGGGCAUCCUACCAACCACGCCAAAUCUAAUCAAGGCAUAUGGAUCAAGAGCUUCAGAGAUCGCUAAAAGCGCGAAGGCCAACCCAAAGGGCGAUGUCUCAUCGUAUGGGCCGUUCACGAAUCGCGUUGGCGCAGACGCAACAACGCUGUGGGCUGCAGCGACUUCGGGCCACGCUGCGAUCCAGUGCCAUCUACUAGCAUGCAUGUUGGCCAGGAUGUGGGACGCCCCUGAAGCAACAUCCCUUUGGGACGAGAUCAUACUUCGCCGCAAGAUGGAGGUUGCGGCGGACCUCGAAGCUGAGGGAGAGAUCGAUACUAAUUUGAUGCUUGCUACUGCCCAGCAGUUCCCACGUUGUGACCUUGCAGACUGGGAUGCAAGCUGCCGAUCUUGGCUCCGGGUGGCCGACUCAGAGAAGUUGGUGCAGCAGAAGAAGUUACGACUCAUUAUAGAUAACAUCGAUUUAUCCAAAUGGAGAAACUUUUGGAAGGCAUACCGCGAUCAGUUCAAGGUGGAGAAAUUCUCCUCGGACUAA
Molecule: messenger RNA, 753 nt
Organism: Phaeoacremonium minimum UCRPA7
Lineage: Eukaryota; Fungi; Ascomycota; Sordariomycetes; Togniniales; Togniniaceae
Exons: 2
Coding region: 1-753 (250 amino acids)
Source: RefSeq, a predicted model, not a curated record